AUGAUCAGAAUGUAUGGCGCUUCACACGAAUGCAUGGACUACCCUAUCCCGGGUAAGCUGUUCUCAUCUAAGUCGAGAAAGGUAGAAAACCGACCAGAUGCAAGUCUACAUGACAUGGCUCUACACCAUCUGAUUCGACAAGAAGGAAAACCAUACGCUACUAAGAUCAGAGAAUUUGACAAAUACUUUCAGCAAAUCAGUAAUCUUUCGUCAAUUAUACAUGAAGGUCAAGGUGAGGAGUUUAAAAGCAAAAUCAAAAAGUACAACUCUUUGCUCACAGAGGCUGAACAGAAAGAAUUACAGAAUUAUGAUGUAAUCUUCUGCACAACAACUAUGACAACAAAUUCCAAAUUUAUUCGCUCCACCAAAAACAGAAUCUUUCAGUGCAUUAUUGACGAGAGCGGAAUGUGCACAGAACCGGAAACUCUAGCUACCAUCAUCGCCACCAGAGCGGAACAAGUGGUUCUGAUCGGGGAUCACAAACAACUCAGACCGGUAGUCAUGUGUCAACAUGCUGCAAGACUUGGACUGGAGAAAUCCCUCUUUGAGCGAAGGUCAAAUACGGCAAUCCUCCUUUCAACACAGUAUCGAAUGAAUCCACGGCUAUGUGACUUCAUUUCUGCUCAGUUUUAUAACAAACAACUCCAGACAGCACCAUCGUUUGCAUGGGAAGAACCAAAUCCUCUGGCUUUGUGGAAACACCCAGCUGUUCCACACAUCUUCUGUCACGUGGAUGGAGUGGAAGAAUAUCUGGCAGUAUCCAGUAACGAGGGAAAUGAACAAUCCUGCAGCAAUAAAGCAGAGGUGGAAAAAGUGCUGGAAGUGUUCAAACGCAUUGUAACCAAAGAGGGAGUGAAACCGCUGUAUGUCAACAUUAUAUCUCAGUACAAUGCCCAGUGCCACGCCAUACGGUCGGCCUUGGUGAAUACCGGCUACAUUAACUGUAACGUUCACACAGUUGUCGCCAGCCAGGGUGGAGAAUGGGAUUACGUCAUUUUCAGUACCGUAAGAUCAUUACCUGACUAUAGAAUUGAACCAAACCCAACCAUUGGUUGGUGUAAACAGAAUUUGGGAUUCAUCAGUGACGAACACCAGAUCAACGUUGCCCUUUCUAGAGCCCGCAAAGGACUCGUCAUUAUAGGGAACAAAAAUCUUCUGAGGUGCGAUGCUGUUUGGAAAUCCCUGUUAGAAUCGUACACGGACAGAGAUUGCGUCGUUGACGCCAAGGACUUUCCACCACCGCUCGUCAGGCGUCCUAAAACACGGCGGAAUAUGGCAAACGCCUCACGAAUGUCCUCUGAAGAGUUUUACCGUGGCACCGAUCGGGAAUCGAACCUUUAA
Messenger RNA from Ylistrum balloti, 1341 nucleotides. Its product is annotated as helicase with zinc finger domain 2-like. The transcript is spliced from 5 exons. Bases 1 to 1341 code for a protein of 446 amino acids. NCBI's taxonomy places the organism in Eukaryota, Metazoa, Mollusca, Bivalvia, Pectinida, Pectinidae. The record is from RefSeq and is a predicted model, not a curated record. Gene Ontology annotation, molecular function: 5'-3' DNA helicase activity.